AUGUUUCUGUCACGUUCCACACAGAUGCUGACGUUGAUGCGACCCACUUGCUCACGAAUUGUCAUCGUAAGGAAUCGGCAGAAGGGUAUCGUCGUUGAGCCUAAAGACCUUGGUCGGUUUCAGAGAAGCAUCGAGAAAAGUUUCAUGAAGCUUGCGCAGCGCCGUUUUGGACUAAAGUCGCACGUUAUUGACCUCCUAUCGUCCGGAGAAUUCGACAGUGCCUACGAAGAUCUGAACGUGGAUAUUCUAAAGGUAAUUUUCUCUCAUUGUCAGCCUUCUUCGUUUUUGUUUAUCGUUUAACG
This is a messenger RNA of Soboliphyme baturini, 302 nucleotides long. The record is from the annotation of a GenBank genome assembly. NCBI's taxonomy places the organism in Eukaryota, Metazoa, Nematoda, Enoplea, Dioctophymatida, Soboliphymatidae.